Messenger RNA from Momordica charantia (bitter melon), 1164 nucleotides. Its product is annotated as proteasome subunit alpha type-5. The record is from RefSeq and is a predicted model, not a curated record. Gene Ontology annotation, biological process: proteasome-mediated ubiquitin-dependent protein catabolic process. NCBI's taxonomy places the organism in Eukaryota, Viridiplantae, Streptophyta, Magnoliopsida, Cucurbitales, Cucurbitaceae. Gene Ontology annotation, cellular component: proteasome core complex; proteasome core complex, alpha-subunit complex.
CAAGAAAGGGUCUGCUUAAAGCACAAAGACAACACUGAAGAAACUUGCAGUUGCUGCUUCUUCUCCUUCCUCCGGUGUCUCAGAAUCCAGGCGGGGUUUUUUGAUUGAAUCGGAAAAUGUUUCUUACCAGGACUGAGUAUGAUAGGGGUGUGAAUACCUUCUCUCCCGAAGGUCGAUUGUUCCAGGUUGAGUACGCGAUUGAGGCUAUCAAGCUUGGUUCGACGGCAAUUGGUUUGAAAACAAAGGAAGGGGUUGUGCUUGCGGUUGAGAAACGUAUUACAUCUCCACUACUGGAACCAAGUAGCGUGGAAAAGAUCAUGGAAAUUGAUGAGCAUAUAGGAUGCGCCAUGAGUGGAUUAAUUGCUGAUGCCCACACACUUGUUGAACAUGCUCGAGUUGAGACCCAGAAUCAUCGGUUCUCAUAUGGUGAACCAAUGACCGUGGAGUCCACAACACAAGCUCUUUGUGACCUAGCCCUAAGAUUUGGUGAAGGCGACGAGGAGUCCAUGUCUCGACCAUUUGGAGUAGCGCUUCUUAUUGCCGGCCAUGAUGAGAAGGGGCCCAGCUUGUACUAUACUGAUCCAUCUGGCACAUUUUGGCAAUGCAAUGCUAAAGCUAUCGGUUCAGGUUCUGAAGGUGCAGACAGCUCUCUGCAAGAACAAUAUAACAAGGAGCUAACUCUUCUAGAAGCUGAAACCAUAGCACUUUCAAUUCUGAAGCAGGUUAUGGAAGAGAAGGUGACUCCCAACAAUGUCGAUAUUGCGAAGGUGGCUCCAACGUACCAUUUGUACACCCCUGCGGAGGUGGAGGCAGUCAUUGGCCGGCUAUGAGAAGGUCCUUUCGAAAAUCCUCCGAACUGUUGUUAUGUUUCUUGUCACUGGGCAUGUAUUUGUACUCUUCUUUGUCUGGUGAGGGAGAAUCUCGGGUUUUCGCCUACUUUAGAAGCUCUUGGUGAUGCGUUUACCGAUAGCUUACAGAUUAAUUAUGGGACAUUCUUGAUGGUUUAUUGCGAACUUAGAUGAACAAUUUGAUUAGUACUUUUACGGAAGCUUUCUGAACAUAAUUCUGAUACUGCAAUUGCGCCAUUUUGAACACAAUGUGAGAAUAUCUUGUGGCUAACAGGUAACAUUCGAGAGAGCUGCAAGCAAAUUCAUUCUCCUUUUC